Drosophila innubila is the source of this 955-nucleotide messenger RNA. RefSeq names its product suppressor-of-stellate-like protein (gene Ssl). The coding region runs from base 18 to 755 and encodes 245 amino acids. Gene Ontology annotation, molecular function: protein kinase regulator activity. Gene Ontology annotation, cellular component: protein kinase CK2 complex; cytoplasm. Lineage: Eukaryota; Metazoa; Arthropoda; Insecta; Diptera; Drosophilidae. The record is from RefSeq and is a predicted model, not a curated record. The transcript has 3 exons.
UAGCAGAUAUUUGAAAUAUGUCCUACAACAGUCGCAUGCCGGAUGGUUCUUGGAUAGGUUGGUUCCUUAACCUCCAAGUUAACGAGUUUCUGUGUCGUGUGCCCUACGAAUAUAUUGGCGACAGAUUCAAUUUGACUGGACUGGAGACGAUGGUGCCGAAUUUUCAGCAGUCGCUGGACGCGAUAAUGGAUACGGAAUACGAUUUGGAUUACGGAUUCAGCCCAAUUGAAACGGAUUCUGAGACGACGGCGCAGUUAUACGGCCUGAUUCAUGCCCGAUAUAUACUCAGUCCCCGAGGAAUUGACGAUAUGUGCAUGAAGUACCAACGUGGCGAUUUUGGCAUCUGUCCUCGCAUUUACUGCAAUGGUCAGCUCAUGUUGCCCGUGGGUCUAACGGAUCGCAUUGGCGAGUCGCAUGUGAAGGUCUAUUGUCCGAGGUGCCGGGACGUCUAUCAGCCCCACGAUCGUUGUGCUCUGCUCGAUGGGGCAAUGUUUGGAUGCAGCUUUCCACACGUGUUCUUCAUGCAAAUGCCGAAUCUACUGCCGGAACCGCCACUUGAGAAAUACACUCCACGCAUCUAUGGCUUUAAGAUACACAAUUCGGCUCUGGUGCCGCCCUCAAUGGAACCGUCUGUCACCAAGAGCAACAUGAGCAUCUCCCCUUUCACGUCAAAGGUCAAAUAUUCGCCCAAAACUAUGGAUUCCUCCCCCAACGUACGCUCCCCAAUGCGUCGUUUUAGCUUUGCACUUAAUUAGCAGAAAUACAUGUGUUACUUAAUAUAGAUUCCAAAUCUGAACAAGUUAUGAUAUAGCAGCGUCCUUUUUACAUCCGUGUACAUGCGAGAAAAUUAUAAUUUAUACCUUAAAGCAGAAGAUACACUAACUCUUAGUUCUUAGACUUAUUUGAACUGUAGACUAUAAUUAAAAUAAAGUAAUUCAGAAUACAGAAAAACAAA